GUAAAUGCACCGUUUUUUUUGUUUUUUGUUUUUAGAGGCAGAGGAAUAAUCAUAUUAUUUCAGUUUUCAGUAGUUAUAUUCAUUUUAAGACUAAAUCUACACCUCAGUCGUAUCACGAAGUCUCUACUGUGACCCUGAAGGGGGAGACAUGGCCAGCAACUUUUUGGAGUCCGGGCAUGGGCUAUGUGGCCAUGAAUCAGAGUUUGGCUGCUCAAAGGAGGAACUGUGCUUGCUCAUGGAGCUUCGAGGGGAGGAGGCAGUUGCAAAGAUCUGUGAAUGUUAUGGAGACGUUAACGGACUGUGUGCCAGGCUGAAGACGUCACCUAACAGAGGUUUGGAUGGAAAGCCAGAAGACUUACAAAGGAGGAUGGAGAAGUUUGGAGCAAAUGUUAUCCCCCCUAAGAAGCCAAAAAACUUUUUGGAGUUAGUGUGGGCAGCCCUGCAGGACAUCACUCUCAUUAUCCUGGUUGUAGCAGCCAUCAUUUCUCUUGGCCUUUCUUUUUACCAUCCACCCAGUGCUGAAAGACACAACUGCAGCAGUGCAGCUACAGUUGUGGAGAAUGAAGGUGAAGCAGAAGCUGAAUGGAUCGAAGGCGCUGCCAUUCUCCUGUCUGUAGUGGUUGUGGCACUAGUGACGGCCUUCAAUGAGUGGAGUAAGGAAAAACAGUUCCGUGGCCUCCAGAAGCGCAUUGAACAGGAGCAGAAGUUCACAGUGAUCCGGGGGGGGGAGAUGAUCCAGAUCAAAGUGUCCGAGAUCGUGGUUGGUGAUAUUGCACAAGUCAAAUAUGGUGACCUCCUCCCUGCUGACGGUGUCCUGAUUCAGGGCAAUGAUCUUAAGGUCGAUGAGAGUUCCAUAACUGGAGAGUCGGAUCAUGUCAAGAAGAAACUUGACAAAGACGUCAUGUUGCUGUCAGGUACCCAUGUAAUGGAAGGCUCAGGCAAGAUGGUGGUCACUGCUGUAGGUGUGAACUCUCAGAGUGGAAUCAUCUUCACACUGGUUGGUGCAGGUGAAGAAGAUGGCAAUGUGGACCAGAACAACUGGGGGAAAGAAGACUCAAGGUUCCCAGAAGCAGAAAACAAGGACGGCCCCGCUGUGGAGAUGCAACCACUCGAAACUGAGACUGAACCAGAGAAGAAAAAACCCGUACAGAGAAAAGAGAAAUCUAUCCUGCAAGGGAAGCUCGCCAGGCUGGCUGUGCAGAUCGGCCAAGCAGGUCUGAUCAUGUCGGCUCUCACCGUCUUCAUCCUCAUCAUUCGCUUCCUGAUUGAUACCUUCUGGAUCCAGGGUGUUGUCUGGUCCUAUGCUUGUGUGCCCAUCUACGUGCAGUUCCUGGUCAACUUCUUCAUCAUCGGUGUGACGAUGCUCGUAGUGGCUGUACCUGAAGGUCUCCCUCUGGCAGUCACCAUCUCCCUAGCGUAUUCAGUUAAGAAAAUGAUGAAGGACAACAACUUGGUCCGCCAUCUGGACGCCUGUGAGACGAUGGGCAGCGCCACCACCAUCUGCUCCGAUAAGACGGGCACACUAACUAUGAACCGCAUGACAGUGGUGCAAGCCUUCAUUGCAAACAGACACUACAAAGCGGUGCCAGAGCCAGACCGUAUCCCUGCCAACAUCCUGGACCUGCUGGUCCGGGGCAUCGGGGUCAACUGUGCCUACACCUCUAAGAUUAUGCCUCCUGAGAGGGUUGGUGGGCUUCCUCGCCAGGUGGGAAACAAGACUGAAUGCGCCUUAUUGGGAUUCACCCUUGACCUGCUUCAAGAUUACCAGGCCAUUCGCAAUGAAUUCCCAGAGGAGCAACUAUUUAAAGUCUACACAUUUAACUCCAUGAGAAAAUCCAUGAGCACCGUGCUAAAGAAUCCUGACGGCAGCUACCGAAUGUUCACCAAGGGUGCCUCUGAGAUCCUGCUAGAGAAGUGCAGUAAGAUCCUGGUAAACAGUGGUAGGGCGAGAGGCUUCAAAGAUGAGAACAGACUUAAAGUGUUGAAGGUUGUGGUUGAGCAAAUGGCAUCAAAAGGACUGAGGACCAUCUGCCUCGCCUACAAAGACUUCCCUGUGUCUGAUGGAGAGCCUGACUGGGAGAAUGAGGCCCUCAUCCUAACUGGUCUGACAUGCAUUGCUGUGGUUGGCAUCGAGGACCCAGUUCGACCUGAGGUACCAGAAGCUAUCAAAAAGUGCCAGCAGGCUGGAAUUACUGUUCGCAUGGUGACCGGAGACAACAUCAGUACUGCCCGGGCAGUCGCCAGUAAAUGUGGCAUCCUGGAUACUGAAGACAACUUCUUGUGUUUGGAAGGCAAAGAGUUCAACCAACUGAUCUGCAACCCACUUGGACAGAUUGAACAGGAGCGUCUUGAUAAAAUUUGGCCCAAGCUGAGAGUCCUUGCCAGAUCGUCUCCAACAGACAAAUACACUUUGGUCAAAGGAAUCAUUGACAGCACAGUUUUUGAGCGGAGGCAGGUUGUCGCGGUAACAGGCGACGGUACAAACGAUGGUCCUGCCCUCAAAAAAGCAGAUGUUGGCUUUGCUAUGGUAACUGCAGUAGAUGGCAUCGCAGGCACAGAUGUAGCCAAAGAGGCAUCUGACAUCAUCCUAACAGAUGACAAUUUCAGCAGCAUAGUCAAGGCUGUUAUGUGGGGCAGAAACGUCUACGAUAGCAUCUCUAAAUUUUUGCAGUUCCAGCUCACCGUCAACGUGGUCGCUGUCAUUGUGGCCUUCACCGGAGCCUGCAUCACCCAGGAUGCGCCUCUAAAAGCUGUCCAGAUGUUAUGGGUCAACCUCAUUAUGGAUACCUUUGCUUCGCUGGCUCUCGCCACAGAACCACCGACUGAGGCGCUGCUGCUCAGGAAGCCAUACGGCCGCACACGGCCGCUCAUCUCCCGCACUAUGAUGAGAAACAUUCUGGGACAGGCCAUCUACCAGCUCACUGUUACCUUCACCCUACUCUUUGCUGGUGACAAGCUAUUUAACAUUGAGAGUGGCAGGAACGCCCCCAUUGAGGCUCCCCCGUCUGAACACUACACAAUGGUGUUCAAUACAUUUGUUCUCAUGCAGAUCUUUAACGAAUUCAAUGCCCGCAAGAUCAACGGAGAGAGAAACGUUUUUGAGGGUGUCUUCAGGAACCCCAUCUUCUGCUCAAUCAUCUUAGGAACCUACGUCGCACAGAUUCUAAUUGUACAUUUUGGAGGAAGACCAUUUAGCUGUGUGGCACUAAAUGUCUACCAGUGGCUGUGGUGCACCCUCUUGGGCUUCGGGACCCUCCUGUGGGCACAGGUGGUUUCAACUGUCCCCACGAAAUGGCUGAAGUUUGCUUACAAGGGUGACGACAGUGACAGUGUGCUCGACCCCGGAGACCUCGAUCCAAAGACAGAUACAUGUGAUGAAGGCCUUCGGCGACAGCCUGUCAGUCUAUGAAGGUAGGAAGACAUUCAAAACUCAGAGCUCCAUCCAAAACUUGAUGGACUGUCCCAAAAACUUGAUAUACCAGAUCCCUGUCAGCGAUGAAAACCGGCGCAGGAGCAGCCCCUCCACAAAAUGAAAUUCGUUGGGUGUGCAUGCAGGCAAUAAGGUGGCCAUACAUACUACUGAGCCAUACAAAAAUGGAUCAGCCUAAGAAAAUCCAGUUUUGAAUUUGUUGAUGAACAGUGUUGCGCCAUUUUGCUCUGAACACGUUACAUGCAUGUCAAUAAAGAUUUUCAUUUUGUUCAUCCAGAUCUGAAGUGUGAUUAAAGUGCUCUCU
Oreochromis aureus is the source of this 3734-nucleotide messenger RNA. Its product is annotated as plasma membrane calcium-transporting ATPase 1-like. The record is from RefSeq and is a predicted model, not a curated record. NCBI's taxonomy places the organism in Eukaryota, Metazoa, Chordata, Actinopteri, Cichliformes, Cichlidae. The transcript has 20 exons. Bases 149 to 3409 code for a protein of 1086 amino acids. Gene Ontology annotation, biological process: regulation of cytosolic calcium ion concentration; calcium ion transmembrane transport. Gene Ontology annotation, molecular function: PDZ domain binding; ATP hydrolysis activity; P-type calcium transporter activity. Gene Ontology annotation, cellular component: membrane; intracellular membrane-bounded organelle.